This is a messenger RNA of Sitodiplosis mosellana (orange wheat blossom midge), 2070 nucleotides long. RefSeq lists its product as uncharacterized. Lineage: Eukaryota; Metazoa; Arthropoda; Insecta; Diptera; Cecidomyiidae. The annotation marks the transcript as partial. The record is from RefSeq and is a predicted model, not a curated record. The transcript has 2 exons. Gene Ontology annotation, molecular function: catalytic activity.
AUGUUGAUUAAAUUCGGAUUGAUGGAAAAAAUCACAGAGGAAAAUGGUACAAUCAGCUGGAAUAUUCAGAAUGACACGAACAAACUAUCCGAAUUCUAUUCAACAUUCAACGUCGAUUCACCGUUUGGAUUGACAUGUGAGUUCUGCAAAUUAAAAUUCUCACAGCAACUACCAACAGAGAAUGAGAACAGAAUUUCACACCAAUCGGCCGAAACGAGCAAAAACCAACAAAAGAAUAUUGAAACACCACAAAUAUCACCUGUGAACGGUGUAUAUGCCAUUCACGUAUCACGAAUGCCAAAAGAAACCACAACCGAUGAUGUUGCUGCUCUUAUCAUAGUUUUUGCCAAACAGCAAUUAUUCUUUUUGGAAUGGAACACCGUAUCACAUUAUGCCACCUCAAAUGUACACUCACAACACAAUGCCAAUACAAAUGAUCCAACCAUUACACACACAUCCAAUGUACCAGCCCUUUUAAACAUAUCGAACAUGCAUCAACAGACUCGAAAUCAAGGAAUUCCAUAUUGCUUAGUGCAUUCGCAAAAUUGUAAUGGCCUGAAAAGCAGAUUGCCUCAAUUCAAUGCUGAUGUACUAACAAAUAACGCAAAAAUUUACAUGAUAUGUGAGGAUAAACUCGACGAUUCGGUCAAUUCUUCGGAGGUAUUUCCCCCAAAUUUCAACGUUUACCGUUGUGAUCGUUCCGAGGAAACUGAAUUGUGGCAAAAGAUUAAAAAGAAACGAGGCGGCGGUGUUCUGAUUGCCAUCGAAAAAUCAAUCAAAUCUCAACUCGUCGGCACAGGAGCAUCAUUCGGCGCUGAACAAAUAUGGGCCAAGAUAAUAUUGAACAACAGAAAUAUUUUCUUAGUCGAGGCCUACCUCAGACCGGAUUCUCCAGUUGAAGUCUACGAAGCAAAUAUGGGAGCACUACGGGAAAUCACUGCAAAAAUGCAAACUGAAGAUGUUCUCAUCCUUUCAGGUGACUUCAAUUUACCUAAUUUAUCCUGGUUCACUGAUGACAACGAUGAUCCAGAAAUUGCGAUUCCAAUUAAUGCAUCAGGAAAGAAAGAAUUGAUCAUUCUCGAUACAUGUCAUGAAUUGGGAUUGCAUCAAAUCAACAAGCACAGCAAUAAUAAUGGAAAUAUGCUCGACUUAAUUUGGACAAACUGUGUAGACAUCGUUUCAUGUCAGCCUGCCGAACAUCAUUUAUUGAAUCAUGAAUCACAUCACAUUUCUUAUUCGAUAAAAAUCCACGGCUUGGAAAUGAAGCAAAACAAAGUCACAUCUCAAAUUGAGUACCGCAAUUUCAUGGGCGCUGAUUAUGAUACCAUUAAUGAGAAACUAUUCACUGUAAAUUGGGAUGAUGUUCUCACUGGAACAAACUUGGAUACAGAUAUUAACCAGUUCUAUAAUAUCAUCAAUUCCGUUGUUUCAGAGAAUGUCGAGCUGAAAACGAAAACGAUUUCAAACCAUCCAAAAUGGUUCACCAGCGAACUCAUAAACAUAAAGAAUCGUGUCAACACACUGCAAAGACGGAAAAAGUCAUGUUCUUCAACUGAAGCAAUUGUGAAGCAUGCUGAUUUGAGAAGACAAUAUAAGUCAUGCGCUCGAUUAGCCUUCAAGAAUUACAAGUUGGAAAUGGAGCAGCUAAUUGAUAAAGAUCCAACGAAAUUUUUCGAAUAUGUCAAUUGCGUCCGAAAAACUCAUGAUGAUUUACCCGGUGAAAUGGAAUAUAAUGGCGUUAAGUUGAACUGUCAACAAGAUAUUGCCGAUACAUUUGCCAAACAUUUUGAAAAAGCGUACACCAAACAAAAUGAUGUUCAAACUGACAGUUACAAGGACUGUGAAUCGCUUCUCCGUGAUUUAUGCAUCAAUAUUCCAACGAUUGAAAUCACUGACGACAUAAUUUUGGAGACAGUAAACAACCUUCCAAAUAACACAGUAUCUGGGCCAGACGGAAUACCGAACAUUUUCAUCAAAAAAUGUAUUCACACGUUGGUAAAGCCGAUUACUCACAUAUUGAGUGAAUCAUUAAAGACCGGCUUUGUACCAGACAUUUGGAAGCGAUCUUAC